AGUGAGAGUGCCGUGAUCAUUCCACCGGUAUAUCGUGAAAGUCAAGUAUGAAGCUGACAGAACUCUUGAUAGUAACGUGGUGCUCAAUAACCGUGGCUCGAUCAAAAACCGUAGAAAGCAAUCAGGAGACGUUACUGAAGAAGGCCGCGGAACAGCUGGAACGGUUAGAACCGUAUCGAAGAGCUACGGAUAAUCACGACGAAUCCAAUUUCUCAAAUGUGCCAGAAACAUGGAAACCUCUGGUGGAUCAGAAUCAGUUAGAUGAGAUAAAGGACGAUGUGGAUCAGAAUGUGUCUUGGGAGAUGUCCGAGAUUCUACCCGAACAAACGGAGCCGGACUCAUUAAAGCGGAUCGACGACAAAAAGCUAAUAACUAUCAGCGUUAUUACCGAUCCAAGAUACGCCGAAUUGAUGCAAAAUAGGAUAAAAAGAGGUUACGAUGUUGGAUCCACCAGUCUUCUGACCAGCAUAGCAGGCGGAGUGUUAACUGGAAUCGCUAGUGCAUCAAGCGGCUCUGCAGCAAAAGCAUCAGCGGGCAGCAGCGAAACGGCGUAUAAACCGGUGUACGGUGCACCUACAGUGGAACAUGCUUAUUCGUACGAAGAAAAGCCAUUCGGUCCAUGGGAUUUCAAGAAGGUGAUAUUUAGUACACUGUUUCAAGCUCUCAAGGCAAUAGGUGGCGGCGUAUUGGCCCUCAAAGGUCAAUUAGUUAAAGGAGGUGGCUACCUGUUAGCGGGUAAAGGCAAAGUUGUCAGUAAAGCAGGAGAUGUUAUUACAUCCUUCGGUAAACACUUGGCCGCCAACGCGCAAUCGAAACCUUAUCCGCCAGAGACUUUCUACGAUCAUCCACCGGUUCAACAUAUCGAACACAAUCCCAGCUACCCAGGGUCACCGCCAAACUCCGAUGAUUUUUCCGAAGUGUCUAAUGACUUCUCAGCACACGAGACUUAUGGCGUGCCAUCAAACGACAACGGCCAGGGCGGCCUGCUGAUCGUGACACCGACGAAAUCUGACCUGGACAAGAACAACAAUCAACAAACGCACGUGGCAGUAUUAGAGAAUCCGGACCCGACCAAAAACUCCGUUAUCAAGAAUCUCUUGAACAGUGUGCUGAAAGAUAGUGUUGGUUCAAAGGAUCAAACUGUAGCUGGCCAGGAUAGCCUCACCAACAACAACGUAAACUCUUAUCCUCUCACCCAGCAUCCAAUUCCGACAUAUAAUGUUCCGGAACGCUAUCCCACAAACUACAACAAUCCUGCUGCUCAAGACGGAGCUUACCAGCGGCCUGAAUUACCGCAGAUCACGUCGCAUCAUCACUUCUCGAAUCUGGGCUUGGACCCAAAUCUAUUAAUCCAGCCGAAUGUGGAAUACCCGUUACAGCAAAUCCAAUAUCCGCACGGCUCUCUGCUGGACCCGUCUAAACGGCCACAUGACGACAGUGAUACGUCGGUGUACGCGAGUCUAUCCGUAGACACCGAACCGCAAAUCGCACCCUUGAAGAUCUCUCUCUUGGGCCAUUCGGACUCCCUUGAUUUACCCAAGUUGCAGCCACACGUGGACUUUUACGGAAAGCCUCAGUUCAUGAAUCACCUUCAUGGCAGCUUGAGUGGCCCAUUGAGGGUGCCACUUUUAAGUCCGAUGCCGUCGGCUUACUACUGGCGGAGUCAAGGAUCGUUAAUACCAACCUCGCCUUUCGACACGCUGGAUAAUUUCCGUAAAAGGAAUGUCCAAAGACGAGCGUUCGCCAAACGACUUGCACGUUAUGCGUCGUUGCAGAGGUUCCAUCGGCUGUAGAGAACCAAAUAGCGACGUCAACGACAAUAGUCUACGCAUUCGCGUAUUAUCCACGUCCGGCCAAAUACAGGUACAAAUGGUUAUAUCCUUAUGGGCGAUA
Messenger RNA from Trachymyrmex septentrionalis, 1893 nucleotides. RefSeq lists its product as uncharacterized. Bases 48 to 1793 code for a protein of 581 amino acids. The transcript is spliced from 6 exons. NCBI's taxonomy places the organism in Eukaryota, Metazoa, Arthropoda, Insecta, Hymenoptera, Formicidae. The record is from RefSeq and is a predicted model, not a curated record.